Messenger RNA from Spodoptera frugiperda (fall armyworm), 3123 nucleotides. RefSeq lists its product as uncharacterized. The coding region runs from base 1061 to 2491 and encodes 476 amino acids. The record is from RefSeq and is a predicted model, not a curated record. Lineage: Eukaryota; Metazoa; Arthropoda; Insecta; Lepidoptera; Noctuidae. The transcript is spliced from 11 exons.
UUAUUACCUUUACAUAAUAUCUGUACCUGUACCCGCUGGUACCAGUUCUCGCUUCUUACCCGUACCUUUACUUGUACUUGUACCCGUACCUGUACUCCCGCACCCACACCUAGAUCCGUAUCCGCAUCCGCAUCCGCAUACGCAUCCGCAUAGGCAUCCGCAUCCGCAUCUGCAUCCUCAUCCGCAUCCGCUUCCGCAUCUGCAUCCGCUACCACACCGCAACCGGACCCUCAUCCCGCACUUGCACCUGCACCCGCACCCGCAACCACACGUACCUACACCCGCACCCGCCCAAGACUCGCACCCACACCAUAUCGAUACACAUAAUUUAAUUGCAGCUAAAUCUUGCGUAGCUCUGCAUCCUGCACCAGUCGUGUAUCGUGAGAGGUUCUGGUUAUUUCGCCCAUUGGCCCCACAGUUACAGCGUAAGAUCCGCUGCGGGUAACCUAAUAUUCGACAAACUUAUAUUUGCGUUUGGUAAAGUAAUCGGGUCUAGAGAUCAAGCCGCACAAUUCGGUUUGUUUUUGUACUGCAGAAGAGCUAUUCGAUCAAUUUAAGUCUUAGUCCAAGUCACUCAAAGUGGUCCAAUCUUACAAUUAUGUUAGUAAUUACUUCAAUUACUUACAGUAUAGUUGAAAACCGCGCCAUGAAGUACUGUUUACAAGAGAAAGGCAAGGGAUGCGAAAGGCCGAAACUCGACCCAUUUUCUGCAGAAGUUAUGGCAUUAACAGACGAUGUGCCGAAAGUAACUUGUAAAGCCUUUGAUUGGGUAAUAUGUAAGGUAUGAAUACAUUUUGACCAGUGCCGAAAACUUUUAAAGAGAUAGAAAUCAAAAUGCUAUGUUGCCCAAGAAGUAUUCAAUAACAUAACAGAUGUCAGUUGUACUUACAGCGAUAUAAUAUAUGUAAAUGAUCGAGAAUAUUAUCUCUCCAACAAAACUAUAGUGAACGGAGGAGACAAGUAUACACUUAAUAGAAGUGACCACGUCAGAGUGUCAUGUACUGGUAGAUAUAAGCACACAUAUUUUAGUUUAUUUUCUCCGCGAUGGGAAGGCGUUAAAAUGGGCUUACGCCCAGUGGAGACACUACCAGUGCCUCCCAAUCGUGAAGAUUCCUACAACGUUAUGAUCCUAGUCUUCGAUUCUACAUCUCACAAUGGAUUUAUAAGGAAAAUGCCGAAAAGUUACAAGUAUUUAUCUGGAAAAGCUAUCACCAUGAACGGUUACAACAUCGUUGGUGCUGGAACUCCUGCAGCUUUAUUUCCUAUACUUACUGGGAAGCCAGAAGAACAACAUCCCGAUUCAAGAAUAAAAGUAACAAACAAUGUUUACGUUGACCAUACAUCAUUUAUUUUCCACAAAUUGAAGAAUCUUGGAUAUCACACAGCAUAUUUGGAAGAUGACCCACCAACAGGAACCUUCCAAUUAAGGUUCAAUGGUUUUCGACAGCAACCAGCAGACCGUUACCUUCGUGCAUUCUUCCUCGAAGAUAAGAAAAACAUGUUUUCGGAAAAGUUCUGCAUUGGUGACACUCCUGUGUAUAAGUUUCUCAUAGAUAUGUCCGAUGAGGUAUUUCAGUUGGAUGGCAAAAAAUUUUGUUUCACAAUUACAUCAGACAUUAGUCAUGAUAACUUCGACUUGAUAUCGUCGGCAGAUGAUUCACUUUUGUCAUUCAUGGAGACUUGGAGUGCUAGACACAGAUCAGACACUCUUCUGAUUGUCAUGGGUGACCAUGGAAGCAGGUUCUCGAAACUACGUGGAACCUAUCAAGGCAAACUAGAGGAACGUUUGCCCCUACUCUCCUUCUUUCUUCCAGACAGAUUCAAACGACUCAGACCUGACGCUGUAGAGGCACUAAUUCAGAACGUGGAUAGAGUCACGACACCACUUGAUUUACACACCACAAUAUUAGACGUGCUGGAUUUGAAAGAAUUAAGCGAUAAGUACACAGUCCCUGGUUGUGAUUUACCCAGAGCUUUGAGUUUAUUAGAACCGAUACCUGCAAAUCGCUCGUGCGCCGAUGCUGGCAUCGCUCGACAUUGGUGCAUGUGCACGAAGUGGCGCAAUGUGUCUACAUCGUCUCCUAUGUACAACGAAAUAGCAACUGCUCUUGCCGACUAUAUUAACUUUCUUACUUCAGAACAACGAUCGAAGUGCGAAAGAAGACAAAUCACAUCUAUAAAAUCAGUUUUGGUACAGAAAGUUGACGAUCAGUUAUUGAAAUAUGAAUACUCUAAAGAAGAAGAUGCAUUUCUUGGAAAUCCUCAAGCUCCUGCUCCAAGAACACAGUAUGAAUACUACAUGACUACGAUAAUAAUGAACCCUGGACAAGCAAUAUUCGAAGGAUCAGUUAUUUACGAUACAAAAACCAAUUCGUCUACAAUCAAUAAAAAUGAAAUAUCAAGACUUAGUGCAUACAAAAACGAACCGCACUGUAUCACCGCAACGCAUCCACAUCUAAAUCCAUUCUGCUAUUGCAAAGACCUACUUUGAAGUUAAGCUAUGUAAAGAAAUAUUUAAGCUAUGAAUGUUAAGCGUUAGCCUAUGUUCAGAUGGCAAGCGUUAAGCGCAUUUUUAUAAUGCGCGUUUACAACUGUUUGCAUUUCACAUACAUUUUAUUCAAGCCGCUCGUAUGCUAACGCGCUUUAAACGUGCGUUAGCAUGUGCACCAAAGCUUUAGGCCGAAUAAAAUGCAUAUAGUUGUAAGCACGCCUUAUAAAAACGCGCGCUUGUCGCUUGCAGUCUAAACUAAGCCUUAGGAUCAUAGAACUUUAGUUACAUUAAGUUUCGUUUAAAUCUGUUAAGCUUUCUCCAUGAAUAAGGAGUUUUAAGUUAGUAUGAAAAUCCGAUACGAUAGCAAUCUACAAACGUUCAAAGUUAUAUUAUAUUGAUAGAGAUACUUGUAAAUUGACAGGAUUAUGCCAGAUUUAUCAUUACCUAAUUUAUUUAAACUUUAUUGCAUAUGAACUGUGAAAUUGGCGGACUUAAUGUCGUCGACAUUUUCUGAUAAUCAAUGAUAGGGUGAUGCAAAACGAUAAAGCGCUGUUAUUAAGGAUCCUGCGCCACCAUUGGCAAUGCUGGGUUGGUCAACAUCGAUGCUGGGUCAUGAACGUCUGCGAGUGUGA